Molecule: messenger RNA, 1700 nt
Organism: Artibeus jamaicensis (Jamaican fruit-eating bat)
Lineage: Eukaryota; Metazoa; Chordata; Mammalia; Chiroptera; Phyllostomidae
Gene: ARMC1
Product: armadillo repeat containing 1
Exons: 7
Coding region: 216-1064 (282 amino acids)
Molecular function (GO): metal ion binding; protein binding
Source: RefSeq, a predicted model, not a curated record
UUUCAGGGUCAUGGGGGAGAGUCUGUAGAACCUUUUUCCGCUGGCGCCCUGGGUCUUUGGCUUUUUGAGUAAGUGCAGUUUGGUGUUUAUGAGGCCGUGCCUCCGGGUCCCUGUAUCUCAUCCGUUGGCGUGGCCCUGAUGGUGCGGCAGGCUCCGGACUCCUAAAGCGCUGGAACGAAUUUAAGAAGAUUUUGUCCAUGUGUAUGGCAUAGAAGAUGAAUUCUUCUUCCUCCACCAUGAAUGAAGAACCCGAUGCUCUAUCGGUAGUUAACCAGCUGCGGGAUCUAGCUGCGGAUCCAUUAAAUAGAAGAGCCAUUGUCCAGGACCAGGGAUGUCUGCCUGGCCUUAUUUUAUUUAUGGACCAUCCCAACCCCCCUGUUGUCCACUCAGCUUUGCUGGCGCUCCGGUACUUGGCAGAAUGCCGUGCUAACAGAGAAAAGAUGCAGGGAGAACUUGGUAUGAUGUUAAGCUUGCAAAACGUUAUACAGAAGACUACAACUCCAGGAGAAACGAAACUGUUGGCCUCUGAAAUCUAUGACAUUCUUCAGUCUUCCAAUAUGGCAGAUAGUGAUAGUUUCAAUGAAAUGAACUCACGUCGAAGGAAAGCUCAGUUUUUUCUGGGGACUACAAACAAACGUGCCAAAACAGUGGUUUUGCAUAUAGAUGGUCUUGAUGAUACGUCUCGGAGAAAUCUAUGUGAAGAGGCUUUGUUAAAAAUUAAAGGCGUUAUUAGCUUUACUUUUCAAAUGGCUGUUCAAAGAUGCGUGGUACGAAUCCGUUCAGAUUUGAAAGCAGAGGCUUUGGCAUCAGCAAUAGCAUCAACCAAGGUUAUGAAGGCUCAGCAAGUUGUGAAAAGUGAAAGUGGAGAAGAGAUGCUGGUCCCGUUCCAGGAUAUGGCUGUGGAAGUGGAACAGAACACAGAGCUGCCCGACUAUCUGCCUGAGGAUGAGAGCCCCACGAAGGAGCAGGACAAAGCAGUGUCCCGGGUCGGCUCCCACCCAGAGGGCGGGGCUAGCUGGCUGAGCACAGCUGCAAACUUUUUAUCCAGAUCGUUUUACUGGUGACUUCACUUUGGGGUGCAAGGACUGUGCGAAUGAACAAGGGGCCAGUUUUCCAUUGUUGUGGUGAACUGUCAAGUGCAAUUUGCAAUAAGUUAUCAUGAAAAGUUUUUAGAUUACAUGAUUGCGUAUGCUGCAUUUUACAUUUUAUUGGACAAUUUGCCCCACUAAGUGGUAAAAAUGACAGGCUACAGGUGGAGUUGCUCUGUUUAUGAAGGUGUUUUGGUUUUGUUUUCCUUUGUUUAAUUGCCUCACUUUUAAAAAACAUGGGUCCACAAUUAAACCAAACAUAAAUAUGUGCAGCUUCACAUUUUAUUUUGUAUGAAGCACUUGAUUAGGAAAACUCAUUUUCUCCUGAAGCCUCAGGACCUAUCUGAAGAGAAGUUUUUGUUUUAGCUCAAGUGGUGCAUGAAUUACUGAAUAUUUUCUGUGCUUUUCUUCAUGAAAGAUACUUGUUUUUGGUACUCUUUACUGAGAGUUGAAAACAUUUCUAAUUAUCCCCCUUUUGUGCCUUUUUUUAAUUUUGCCAACCAUGUAUAUGGAAAGGUCAUCAUUACUGAUGACAUUUUGUGAAUUAAACUAUAUUCAUUUGAAUGUAGCAGUCCCCUAAAAAUACAAUUCUACAAAAUCUUUGCAAUCUUA